AUGGAGAAUCUACAUACCUCGAGCCUCGUCGCGCGCGACUCCACCGGCCGCCCGCCCGUCUACAAAGCAGUCGGCAUCUCACUCGCCGUCGCAUCAGGCGUAUUCAUCGGCGUUUCGUUUGUGUUGAAGAAACGCGGCCUCUUGAAGGCUAACGUCAAAUACAAUGAAGAAGCAGGUGAGGGAUACGGUUACUUGAAAAAUUUCUGGUGGUGGACGGGAAUGACGCUUAUGAUCCUUGGGGAGAUCUGCAACUUCGUCGCAUAUGCCUUCGUCGACGCCAUUCUGGUUACUCCCCUUGGCGCAUUAUCAGUGGUCAUCACUACCAUUCUGUCCGCGAUUUUCCUGAAAGAACGACUCAGUUUCGUUGGGAAAGUGGGGUGUUUCUCCUGUAUCAUUGGAUCCGUGGUGAUUGCCAUGAAUGCGCCGACGCAGUCGUCUGUCAGUGAUAUCCAAGAGAUGCAGAAAUUCGUUAUCAGCCCUGGGUUUUUGUCAUAUGGGGGUGUCAUUCUGGUUGGGUCGGCUAUUACGGCCAUCUGGGUUGCACCGAAAUACGGCAAGAAGAGCAUGUUUGUCUAUAUCGGCAUUUGCAGCUUAGUCGGUGGAUUGAGUGUGGUUGCGACACAGGGACUUGGGUCGGCUAUCCUGGCUCAGAUAAAUGGCGAGGAGCAGUUUAAGCACUGGUUCCUUUAUGUUCUGUUUGUGUUUGUGGUUUGCACACUGCUGACGGAGAUUAUUUAUCUCAAUAAAGCGUUGAAUCUCUUCAAUGCUGCGCUCGUUACUCCGACUUACUAUGUCAUGUUUACCAGCUCCACCAUCGUCGCUUCGGCUGUAUUGUUCCGGGGUUUCAAGGGCACCGCGAUCGAGAUUACUACGGUCAUCAUGGGCUUUUUGCAGAUUUGCUCUGGUGUUGUUCUCUUGCAGUUGUCCAAAUCUGCCAAGGAUGUUCCCGAUGCCGCCGUAUUCAAGGGUGAUUUGGAUCAAAUCCGUGAAGUUGCUGCGCAAGAAGAGCCUGAGUAUGAGCCCAAGGCAGACUCCAUUCGAGGCGCUGCAUCCAUCCUCCGUCGCAUCUCGACUACUCGUCGGGACGCAGAGGCUGAUGAGGCCCGUCGCUUUAUUCAUGAAAAGAAUCAAGACCUCCUCAAGCCCCCUGGUGAGAAUGAGAUUAUCGAAUGGGAUGGCAUCCGCAGAAGGAGGACCGUUAUUGGUGAAGGACCCACCAUGUCUCGAUCGGCCACUCCGCGCUCGCCAUCGUUCAAGCAACAGCUGCCCCCCUUGGGCAUGUCUCACUUCCCCGAUCCUGACAAUGAAGAGAAACAGCGACCUAAAACCAAUCAAAGUGGACACUCUUUCCUCAGCGACCUCCGGUCGCGGACAGGAAGUGUACUUCACCCCAAGUGGCGUUCUUUGAAUGAAACUGACGAGAAAUACCUCAACGCGAACAAUACCCCGGUGACGAUGACCGAAAUGACAGGUGGUGUCGUCGACACUGAAUACCAUGGUGCUGCUGACGAAGGUCUGGGAGCUCCUUUCCGUCCCACAGGCCGAGAGCGCAGUGACACACCCCGAUCCAUCCACUGGGCCGACGAGAAAGCCGAUGAUCGGGACUCUGAGUCUUCGAUUCAUGCUGCGCAACGCCAAUUCUCCUUUAACACCAUGUUCAAUCGAAUCAGGAAUGGCAGUCAGCACUCACACAAGCCUCCUGCAAGUCCGCCUCGGGGUAUUCUCCGCCGGUCGCAUCUCUCAGGUGGUGACUUGCGCAAGUCUGCUACUGAAGAGGAGCGUCUCGGUCUGGUAAAGGGUGACUCGCGCGCUUCUCAGCAGGAAGAGACUUUCGGUGAGAAGCUGGAGCGUUGGUCAACCAGCGAGUCCGGCCUUGACGAAGUGCAGCCCAUGCACCCCAGCCGUCCCAAAGCAGAUUCCGUCUCGAGCAUGUCCACAUCCGCGUUCCCUGCAUACGAGGACCACCAUGCGCUAUACUCCCACGCAAACGUCUCAAACCCGUACUACCUACCACCUAGCCGCCAAUCUGCAGCCUCACCAGAGCCCGUCGAUGAGCACGACUGGCAAAAUAUUGGCAACCACAACCGCACUAGGAGCAACUCCUCUCAAGCCCACGCUCGUGCCCCUCCACCCUCCUCAUCCUCCUUCUCCACCCACCGCAAUCCCAAUCCUCUUCCUCCUCUCCCUGACGAAAGAGCAUUCAGCGGUGAAUUAGGCAUGAGAUCCACCUCAACAGCUUCAUCCGACAUGGGUGUCACCUCGAUAACAUCCACCGAAGCCCGAGACGAUGACCACCACGCCCAGUCCCCGCCCAUCUAUCUCGCCCGACGACAGAGCGGAUGGAGGCGGCAUGUUUCCGAUUCUCCCAAUCCCGAUGGUGAUCACCCGGAUCAUAGAUCCGGGAACGGUGGAGCAUUCGUCUGA
Penicillium maclennaniae is the source of this 2424-nucleotide messenger RNA. Its product is annotated as DUF803 domain membrane protein. Gene Ontology annotation, biological process: magnesium ion transport. Gene Ontology annotation, molecular function: magnesium ion transmembrane transporter activity. The record is from RefSeq and is a predicted model, not a curated record. The transcript is spliced from 2 exons. Gene Ontology annotation, cellular component: membrane. The coding region runs from base 1 to 2424 and encodes 807 amino acids. Lineage: Eukaryota; Fungi; Ascomycota; Eurotiomycetes; Eurotiales; Aspergillaceae.